GAGAACAAAUCAGUUUAAGAAAAUCCUAGAUCAAAUCAGACAUGAUAGUUUUCUUCCUCCUUUCAUUAUGUUUCCCCUAUUCUACAUCUAGAUCGUUCUAUGUCCAAGCACCGCCUCAUACAGUGAUCAAAAGACAGGCACUAGGCCCAGGAAAUAAUGUUCAAAUAACAAAAAUUGAUAUUUUGUCUGAGAUCCAAUACCGGUAUUCUAGAACCACUAUAGAGGCAUAUUUCAAGAACUAUGGACAGGAUGCAAAUAUAGCAGAGUUUAACACAAUUUUACCUGACACAGCCUUUAUUAGCAACUUCAGUUUGACCAUACAGGAUAUAGAAUAUGUUGCCGAGGUAAUGCCUAAAGAAGAAGCCAAGAAGACUUUUAACCAGCAAGUAAAAUCGGGCAGAGGAGCCGGGCUAGUUGAACAGGACUUCAGAGACAAAAAUGUUUUUGUUAUAUCGGCAAAUGUUGAAGCCAAUGGUAAAGUCCUGUUUCGUCUGACAUAUGAUGAGUUACUGGAACGGCGGCAAGGGUUUUAUGAGCAAGUGAUCAAUCUUAAGCCUGGUCAGAUUGUGGAUGAUUUUAAUAUAGUUGUUUACAUCAAUGAAUCACUGCCCAUCAAAUCACUGUCUGUCCCUGAAGUUAGAUCAAACGCAAUUGAACCAGCUAAUAACGCCUUGGCCAAGAUUACCAAAGAUAUUGAUGGCGAUUCUUCAAUCGCAAUAAUUGAAAUCAACUUAAGCAAAACUGAGCAAGCAGUGUUGGGAGAAAAUGGUAUCGGAAAAGACAUUAUUAUUAAAUAUGAUGUUGAGAGGAAGCAUAACAAUGAAGUUCAAGUUAUUGAUGGACAUUUUGUGCAUUUCUUUGCACCAGAAAAUCUGAAGGUACUACCUAAGCAUGUUGUCUUUGUGCUUGAUGUGAGUGGAUCAAUGGAAGGGGAAAAAAUGAAACAGCUCAAAGAUGCAAUGUUCACAAUCUUAGAUGAAAUGAGCGAAGAAGAUUCCUUUGAGAUUAUUACCUUUAGCACAACAGUUGCCCAUUGGAAUUCAGCAGAAAACUUUAGAUUUGGAGUUAUUCAUGCUUCUGGUGAAAAUAAAUUGAAAGCCAUUAAUCAUAUUCUACAGCUGACAGCUUCAGGGGGAACUAAUAUUGAUGGGGCUUUGGAAAAAGCAUUAGAGCUUUCUAAAUCCCUUAAGGAAAUCAAAACUUUAGGGUCAGAGGUGCAAACAAUGAUACUUUUUCUGACAGAUGGGCAACCAACGGUAGGACGAGCUGAUCAUCAAGAAAUUAAAGAGCAUAUCCGAACCCUUAAUCUAGAAAGUGGGAUUCCCAUUUUCACUCUAGCCUUUGGAUCCGAUGCAGACUUUAAUCUGAUGAUUAGUAUUGCAGAAGACUCAGGUUCCAGAGCUAAACAAAUUUAUGAAGGCUCAGAUGCUGCACUUCAGCUGGAAGGUUUUUAUAAAGAGAUUGCUAGUCCACUUCUUUCAGAUCUAGAGUUUGAAUAUGUUGGAGCUGCUGUGGAUGAGGACACUUUGACUGAUACCCAUCUGAAGACAUUCUUCAAGGGAUCUGAGUAUAUUGUAGCUGGCAAGAUUAUUCCAAAUGAGGGUAACUUCACCAUAAGCAUUAAUUGUAUUGGUCAAGACAGUGUCAACGAAGUACUUACUGUGCCUUCAACACCUACUGUUAGAUCAGAAGCACAACAUUUCUUACAGAAGCUUUAUGCAUUUCUUACAAUCAAGCAGCUGCUUUUGAAAGAGGAUGGCAAGACUAAAGCUUUACAGAUGUCAAUAGAGAACAAUUUUGUUACUAAAUUAACAUCUCUGAUAGUAGAAAAGGGAAACAACAACAAAGAAGAAGCCUUUAUUCUAGAUAAAAGACCUAAGAUUAGAAACUACAGCAGUGGAAUGACAACUCAAAGUAGGUCAGGAGUUUCCUGGAGAAAGCAACCUCAGUUUUUUGGAGGUCCAACAAAGGGAGGAUGGUCUCAUCACUCAUCAGGUUACUAUAAAGCUUCUGCUUUUGGAGUACCCCGUAGUGGAGGUUCCUCUUCUGGAGUACUCCGCAUGGGAGGUAGUCAAUAUCAAGAUUAUGAUUACUAUGGUGGUAGAAACACUCCUUUACCAACAACAACAUGUUUUGGGAAACUAACACUUUACUCCAAGACAUAUCGAAGAGGAGAAUCACAUGAAAUUACAGAUUCAUCUGAUAACCUAAACUCCUUCACCAACAAAGCUGUAUCUGCCCUGGUUGAUGGUAAUUGUUGCUGGAGGGUUUAUGCAAACAUUAAUCUGACUGGAGCCUCUCUACUACUCAGCCCUGGGCAGGAUUAUAAUAGUGUCACCAGUCUUCAUGCUCUCUUCAGGAAUAUCGAAUCUGUUCAGAGAGUUAUCUGUUGACUGUACAAUUCACUGUAGCUGUUUGGAGGUUGGUUUAGUAUACUUAGAAUGAAUCGGAAUGUACACUGUACAGUGCCACUGUUUGUGAUUCUUUUUUAUACAUGAAUAUUACCAUUUGCAGAUUGAAUUAAAAAUAAAUAUGAUGAAACUGUUUUUGUUGUUAAAUAAAAAGUAUAUGCCUG
Messenger RNA from Eurytemora carolleeae, 2575 nucleotides. RefSeq names its product inter-alpha-trypsin inhibitor heavy chain H3. The coding region runs from base 42 to 2393 and encodes 783 amino acids. The transcript has 2 exons. The record is from RefSeq and is a predicted model, not a curated record. Lineage: Eukaryota; Metazoa; Arthropoda; Copepoda; Calanoida; Temoridae.